Spea bombifrons (plains spadefoot toad) is the source of this 991-nucleotide messenger RNA. RefSeq names its product dual specificity protein phosphatase 14-like. NCBI's taxonomy places the organism in Eukaryota, Metazoa, Chordata, Amphibia, Anura, Pelobatidae. Gene Ontology annotation, biological process: protein dephosphorylation. Gene Ontology annotation, molecular function: MAP kinase tyrosine/serine/threonine phosphatase activity. The record is from RefSeq and is a predicted model, not a curated record. The transcript has a single exon. Bases 1 to 645 code for a protein of 214 amino acids.
AUGCCCCUGCAGCUCCCCGCCAUGAAUUUCCGCAGCCACCGGCUCCUCCGCCGUUCCUCUGCGGCCGUGUCCAAGCCCCCCGUGGAGGUGAGCGGCGGCACGGGGGUCUCCGGCCCGGGGAGCAUCGCUCAGAUCAGCCCCUGCCUCUACCUCUCCAGCGGGAACGCCGCCGGCAGCCGCCACCUGGUGUACGCCCGCAACGUCACGUGCAUCGUCAACGCCACGCUGGAGAUUCCCAACUCCAACUGGCCGGACGUGGACUACGUGAAGGUGCCGGUGCCGGACCUGCCACACGCGCCACUCGCACUCUACUUCGACUCGGUCGCCGACCGGAUCCACCAGAACGGCAAGCGGAACGGCCGGACGCUGGUGCACUGCGUGGCCGGCGUCAGCCGCUCGGCGACUCUCUGCAUCGCCUACCUGAUGAAAUACCACCGGCUGUCCCUGCUCGACGCCCACCAGUGGGUGAAGACCCGGCGGCCCGUGGUCCGGCCCAACGGCGGCUUCUGGCAGCAGCUCAUCCAGUACGAGAAGAAGCUCUUCGGCAAGAACACGGUGAGGCUGGUGCCGUCGCCGCUCGGCCUCGUGCCGGACAUUUACGAACGAGAGACUCGCAGCCUCAUCCCGGUGUGGGGGUUUAGAUAAAAAAAAAUAUAAACAAUCUGUUCUCCACGGGACUGUGGGGGGGAAACACGAGACAACCGGAGCCAUCAUCACCACCCCGAUAACUCCCGACUCCAGAGACGCUUUCCGGAACUCCGCGCCGCCAACGAGAGAGACUGUAAACGGUGAGAAACGGUGAACGGGGGAGAUUUCCGCCACGCGCUCGGGUUUGUAGGAUCACGGCGCGCGUUUGAAGGAUGAGGAAUAAAUGCCGGGGAGGAAUAAAGGGGACGGCGCAGAAUCGAUGUUUCUGAAUAAAGACGAUUUACGAGAAAACGGUAACAUUUAUUUACAAAACGACAUUAAAAAGAACGGAUAAAAAAAAAAA